GUGGGCGGGUAAAUCUGAAAUCAACUAUGGAACAGGAGGAUCAGCAAAAACGCAAGAAAUGUAACGAAAAUGUGUGUUUGCUCUGCGGUGACGAAUUCUAUCCUUCCAAAAGUAAUAAGCAUCGACUGUUUCACGGAAACAAAAAUAAACUCAAAGCGGAUCAUACAGUCGUGUUGGAGGAAUUUGUUGGCAAAUUUCAGGACACGACACGACUGGCCAUUUGCGGCUCUUGUAGAACACUCGUAUUGAGGUACGAUCGGGUAUCAAAAGACACGGAGAGAGUACGAUUGCUUAUAAAGGAUACGUGGAGGAAGACCAGAGAGAGACGAUGUGCGGCUUUAACCCCUGCAGGUGUGAUAGAGGUGAAGAGACGGCGCGACACCACGUCACAAUAUGAGAGCACUGCGACCGUCUCGCUACAGUCCACCGAUAUUUCUACAGCAAAAGAGAGACUCAAAACUGCACUAGAACCAUUGCAUGAAAGGCUGAGAAUACUCGAAGAGUUUAAUAAGACUUUGCGUGAAACUACAGAACAUAUUGUGUUUCAGACUCAACACACCGAAUUGAAGAUUAAGGAGGAGUUUGUGAAACUUCACAAAAUGUUGUAUAAUGAAGAAGCAACCAGGAUAAAAGCACUGAGAGAGGAAGAUAAGCAAAAGAGUCUGAUGAUUAAGGAGAAGACAGGACAAACGGGAAGAGAAAUUGCAUCUCUUUCUCUCACAAUCCGAACCAUUGAGGAGGACAUGAAAGCUGAAGACACUUUAUUCCUACAGAACUAUGAGACUACUAUGAAAAGGACCCAAUGUAGAUUUCCUGAUUCAGAGAACCUUUCAGGAAUGUUGAUCGAUGUGCCAAAGCACCUGAGCAACCUGAAGUUUGCCGUGCUGCGUAAAAUGCAGGACAAUGUUGCAUACACUCCUGUGACUUUGAACCCCAACACUGCUCAUUGUAAUGUCAUUGUGUCUGACGAUCUGACCAGUGUGAGAUACAAUGAUGAAGAAUUUACACUUCCUGAUAAUCCAGACAGGUUUGAUAUGUUUGCAUGUGUCCUGGGCUCAGAAGGUUUUAACUCAGGGACUCAUUGCUGGGAUGUUGAUGUUGGAGACAGCACAGGCUGGUUCUUCGGUGUAAUGACCGAAUCUUCUCAGAGGAGGAAUACAAUAUUUUCUCGCAGUGGAAUCUGGCUUGUGGGCCAUUUUUGUGGUGAAUAUAAAGCACAUAUUACACCACAGUCGCCAACGCUUCUCCCAAUUAAAGAAAAACUACAGAGGAUCAAAGUUCAGCUGGACUGGGACAGUGGAGAGCUGUCAUUCUGUGACUCUAUAACAAACGCACACAUACACUCUUUUACACACAGGUUUGCUGAGAGAUUAUAUCCGUUUUUUGGUGUUGGCUGUGACAUUUCACCUCUGCGUAUCUUGCCAGUAAAUUCAUCACAAUCGAAUUUUAAAAUAUUGUAAACGUAUUUUGUACAACAUCACUUUUUUGUAAAUGACUUUUGUUUGACUUUUUGGCUCAAUGCAGAUAGGAUGACUUACGACGAGUUUAACAAGAAAUUAGAGAAGGAUGUAAAAGGUAAAGAUUCUUUAUUUAUGCAGGUGAAUAAAGUAUUAUUUUUAUUAGUAUACUAUUCAUAUUUUACACAUUUUGUUACUUACGAUCUGUUUUAAAUAUAUCUGAUCUUUGUCCAUGCUCCUGUUAUAACAGUUGCUGAUUAAAAAUUGUCAUUUUAUGACAUUUAUAAAAGUA
Triplophysa dalaica is the source of this 1749-nucleotide messenger RNA. Its product is annotated as E3 ubiquitin-protein ligase TRIM35-like. Bases 27 to 1460 code for a protein of 477 amino acids. The transcript has 6 exons. The record is from RefSeq and is a predicted model, not a curated record. NCBI's taxonomy places the organism in Eukaryota, Metazoa, Chordata, Actinopteri, Cypriniformes, Nemacheilidae. Gene Ontology annotation, molecular function: protein binding.